AUGGCGACAAGAGUACAAUUAGGAUGGUACCGAUGGGUACCAUUCCUCGGCUACCACCACGUGCUGAUGAUCCUCAUCGCCGUGACGAUAAUCCUGCUCUCCCUCCUCCUAGCAGGCUGCUCCUCCUCCUCCCCCCUCAUCCCCGACAUCUUCCUCCUCUCCAUCUACUACGAAAAAUACACGGCCGUCCCCGACACGGCCCAGGUCGACUACCGCGUCUCGGAGGCGAUCUCCAACAUUGUCGGCGACGCCAGCCUCCAGGCCAGGGUCGGCUACUUUGGCAUCUGCAUCUCGACCGACGGCGGGAGCUGGCUGUGCUCCAACAAUGCGACCUCGCUGGCGAACGAGAUCUCGGUGGAGCAGGACCCGCUGAACCUGAUUUGGCUGUCGGCGCAGUUUAAGGAUAUGAUUGUUUUUCCCUAUCUCUUGAUCAUCGCCAUCAUCUUCGCCUUCAUCUGCCUCCUCUUGCUGGCUACCUUUCCCGGCUGGCACGAGGAGGAAGAUUCUGAGGGUUCAGAAAGAGAAGUCAAGCCUUUUCCCUCGAGACCGGUCAGCCAAGUCGCGCUGGCGAUUAUCUUUAUUGCGUCGAUUUUUGUGCUGGUUAGUGUGCUGUGGCAGCACACCGCGUCUGUGGCGGCGAGUAUUAUCGCGCAGGAUUUCGGGAACGGGUCGGUGCUGGCGGGGGUUGGGUCGAGUGCCAUGGUGAUGGGGUGGUUUAGUUUUACGUUGUUGAUUAUUGUUACGAUUGGGUUGUUGGUCAUGAUAUUGAGCAUGGCGGUUCUGUCGGAUAUUAUGGCUUAAGGGGAAGGGGGUUAUGAAUUUAUGUUGGGAGGGGAUGGGGAUAAGGGGGAGGAGGAUUAAGUACAUAUUUUUACGACAAACGGCGACGACGACAACCUCCGACUGCAAAUGAUACCCACCACCACCACCACCACCACCACCACCACCACUACCACAUACCUAACUAUGAUUUCUGAAUCUUGGGAUGAGGAUUUUGGGAAAGGGAAGGGAAGGAAAAUGUCGUGGGGAUAUUUGUUCACUUGUUCAUGUUUGGAUGCUCUUUUGUCUGGCUUUUUUUUCUAUCAUGAUUUUUCUGUCUUUCUCAGCUUGCACAUUUUACGGCAUGGGUGGGGGGUGGGGGUUGGCAAUUCAGCAGCACAAAAUUCCUCUCUCUCUCUCUCUCUCUCUCCAACAACAACAACAACAACAACAAUAAACAUGAAUGUAAUGAUGGAUGGAAUAUGGAGAAGGAAGGGAGGAGGGAGGGGUAUUUAUACGAAAGGGAAAGAAAGCAAUCGUCACGAUUACUUGGGAUGGGACUGGAUAUGGGCGGCUUUUUAUACCUUGCUGUUUUUUUGUGUAUUGGGGCCGGUGAAGCAAGCGUGCGUGUUUAGGGGGUAAAGCAAGCGUGCAAUGUUUGCAAAGUUAUGUCUCUGUGAGAGAGAGACGAUGGCUGGUCGUGGGAAACUUAUACUAGGUAGCGUUUAUACAGGAGUUAAAGAGGAGUCGAUAUGGGCUUGGGCAAAGAAUUGAUUUACCGUUAUAGUUGCUUGAUGCUGGAAAUGGAAUAUGUGAUGUCCUUUG
This is a messenger RNA of Podospora pseudocomata, 1584 nucleotides long. RefSeq lists its product as uncharacterized. The record is from RefSeq and is a predicted model, not a curated record. Gene Ontology annotation, biological process: conjugation with cellular fusion. Bases 1 to 801 code for a protein of 266 amino acids. NCBI's taxonomy places the organism in Eukaryota, Fungi, Ascomycota, Sordariomycetes, Sordariales, Podosporaceae. The transcript is spliced from 3 exons. Gene Ontology annotation, cellular component: membrane; mating projection tip.